AUGUGCAUUCUGUCAUUUUCACCUUCAGAUCAAAGAUCCCUAAGCAAGAACUGCUCUUUAUGUCGGGAUGUCCACCAUUUCGGGCAAGAGGUAGCUGAGCUUCAGAAAGAGUUUGAACAGAUUCAGCAAUUAAUUCUGGCGCAGGAGCCCAUACUGGACGAGACACUGCAGAACCACGUAACACUUUCGAUGGAUAAUAAGAAAAUUAACAAGGAAGUUACCAAUUAUUCAACAUCUGUCAAGCAAAUCAACCAAACCUUGGAGAAUUUUUCCAUCCAGAUAGAUGGCUUGCAAGCACUUGUAAAGGACCUGGACACGUUCCUGAGGAGAUUAGCCCAGGACCAGUAUGAGAUAAGGAUUGGGAUGCAGCAGAUUAACUUCACUACCAAACAGAACUCAUUGUGGCUGGAGGAAAUCCAGAGGAAAACAGAUGAGGAAACCUUGAUUUUGCAGAAGGUCACGACCGAUUGGCUGAACUCCACCAGAGUGUUUGGAGUUAUAAAGGCUUCUGUCAGCAAGACAAAUAAUAUGGUGAAAAAGAUUCAGAGCAGUGUGGCCUACACCCUUCAGAAGAUCUCGCAAAAUUCUGAGGCUAUGCAUGACUUAAGCUUACAAAUACUAACCGUGCAUGAACAGUUUGAAAAUAUAUCCACCUUUCUGGACGACCAUGAAGAAAAUAUUCAGGAUAUUCUUUACCAUGCAAAAUAUUAUGAAAAUAGGACAGCUGAAAGGCUGGAAACCAUCAACAGGCGAAUGGUUUCCCAUGAAACCGAAAUUAGCACCAUUCUGGCUAACAUAAAUGCCACAAACAGUCAUGUACACAGCAUGAUAAAUUACAUCAGUGAUGUGAGGGGAUCUUGCUCUAAUGGCCUUAGUGCACAUUCGGACGAGCUUUAUUAUCUCAACAAUUCCCUGAUGUUGAUGCAGAGCACCGCUGAAAGCCUAAGGCAGCGUUACAAUCUGCUGAGCACAACACUGACUGAUGAAGUAAGUAAGCUUGGCGUUGUCAUGGAGGAAAUGAAAAUUAUUGACGUGAAACAUGCGGACACCAUCAAGAACUUUACCAUUAUGAAAGGCAUACCAGGUCCUCCAGGGUUGAAGGGAAACAAAGGAGAAACAGGGAUCAGAGGAGCUACUGGUCUCAUUGGAAUAAAGGGUGACACAGGUGAUCCAGGGCCCUCAGGAAAACAAGGUCCACGAGGUUUGGAUGGAGUUCCUGGUUAUCGUGGAGAAAAAGGUUCAAAAGGCCCAAUAGGGAGCUCUGGUCCUAAAGGAGAGAAGGGUAGUCUAGGAAGGCCUGGUCUACGAGGAGAGAUUGGUCCAAAGGGAGAUCGAGGACCAUUGGGACCAGAAGGCAAGUCUGGGUCACCUGGAGCCAGAGGACCAACGGGAAUGCCAGGAGCUCCUGGGCAUCAAGGCUCAGCAGGACUCAAGGGAGAAAUGGGGCCUCGAGGGCCACAUGGGCCCCCAGGGCCAUCAGGAUUGUUGACAGAUGCACUUUGA
Messenger RNA from Callorhinchus milii (elephant shark), 1503 nucleotides. RefSeq names its product scavenger receptor class A, member 3. NCBI's taxonomy places the organism in Eukaryota, Metazoa, Chordata, Chondrichthyes, Chimaeriformes, Callorhinchidae. The transcript has 2 exons. The coding region runs from base 1 to 1503 and encodes 500 amino acids. The record is from RefSeq and is a predicted model, not a curated record.